Molecule: messenger RNA, 460 nt
Organism: Populus euphratica (Euphrates poplar)
Lineage: Eukaryota; Viridiplantae; Streptophyta; Magnoliopsida; Malpighiales; Salicaceae
Exons: 2
Coding region: 209-433 (74 amino acids)
Source: RefSeq, a predicted model, not a curated record
UUUAAAUCUCAUUAGUUGCGGAAACCUCCACCCUAAUAUAAAAUGCCUAAAGCAGUGAAAACGAAGGUCACAUAAAGACCAUAAUUUCCACCGUCGGUAGUGGUCGAGAUCUGGUGAGAAAACCUCAUCGGAUCUCGCCCGUCAAAAGCUUAAAAAUCUCUUCUUAAAUCAAAUCCCGUAGAUUAAUAUAAAAACCCAUAAAGAAAACAUGAAGGGUUCGCGCGCUCUCGUUGCCCCUGUUCUUACUGCCUCCACUGUAGCUUUAUCAUCAUCAUCAACAUCAGCCUCGUCCUCAUCUUCUUCCCCUAUGGUUUCUGAGGGUUCAUCAAGAUCGUUAUCAAUGGAGAAAAAUGGUGGGUUUAAGAAGGAGGAAUUUGAGAAAAGAUUUGACGGGUUAAGGUUUAUUGAGACCCUUGUCACGGCUCACAGAUGAUUAUGGAGUUAAUCAUUGAUUAUCGUG